Rotaria sp. Silwood2 is the source of this 1536-nucleotide messenger RNA. Lineage: Eukaryota; Metazoa; Rotifera; Eurotatoria; Philodinida; Philodinidae. The record is from the annotation of a GenBank genome assembly.
AUGAGUUUCGAUGCUGCACGCGCUAUUUUCAACACGGUUGAUACCAACCGUGAUGGUACCAUUGAUCGUCGGGAAUUUCAGCAAUUCGUCGGUGGUGCUGGUGAUGUUGGAGGUGGAUGGAGUAGUGCUGGCGGUUAUGGAGCUGGAUGGGGUGGCUCAUCAAGCUAUGAACUCAGCGGUGCUGGAUAUGGUGCAGGUCUUGGUUUAGUUGGCGGUGGCUCAUCAGUCUAUGAAACUUCUGGAUCAUACGGUAGCGGUGCAUAUGGAUCUGAAUAUCUUGGUGCUGGUUAUGGUGGUGCUGGUUAUGGUGGUGCUGGUUAUGGUGGUGCUGGUUAUGGUGGUGCAUCCUCAUACCAACUUUCAUCAUUUGAUUCAUCAGCAGCUUAUGGUGCUGGUGCUGGUGCUGGUGCCGCUAAUGUUACUGUUGUUGGUGGUGGAGGCCUUGGAUAUGAUGCCGGAGCAUCAUAUGCUGCACAAACAUAUGCAACUGAUGCUCAAGGUCUCUACCAAGAUCCAAAUCCACAAAUCAUUCGUCGUCCAGCUGCUGGUGGUGUACAAACCUACACGCAAAACAUCAGAGUUCGAUUCCUUCAACCACCACCAGUUCCACCUCCAGGUCCACUCAUCAUCAGAGAAGUGCGCCCACCUCAACCACCAGUUCCACCACCACUUCGCAUUCGUCAACAAGCUCCUCCACUUCCUACACCUCCUCCGCUCGUUCUUCGUGAACGUCCACCACAACCACCACCAUAUAUUGCUUCACAAACUGUUAUUCGUCGUUUAGCAGGUUUACCUGUUCCACCACGAUCAGUCAUUAUUGAACGUUUACCACCUCUUCCACCUCGUCCUCGUGAUAUCAUCAUCGAACGAUGGGUUCCAUAUGGACCACAAGCUAGACGUCGCACAAUUUUACAACGUGCACCACCUGCUCAACCAUAUCCUCAUCCACGUAAUAUUAUCAUUCAAUACGAACCCGCUCCAGCACGCGUCAUUCGUCAAUUCCAACGACUUGGUGUUGUUCAAGCUAAUCCAGCAGCUUAUGUCCAACAAUAUGGUUUUCACCUUCUUGAUGGUGCUUCACUUAUUGCACAAGCUCGUGCUGCUGGUGUUGUCGAAGAUAUCUCACCUCCAGGUUUUGCUGUUGGUUACGGUGCAGCAACCUAUGGUCAAGAUCUUGGUGCUUUUAGUUCAUCAGCAGGCUGGGAAGGUGGACACUCAUUAGAUGCUGGUUUAGCUGGUGGAAGUUCAGUCUAUGAUGCAUCAAGUUACUCAUUGGGCGGUGGUGGAUAUGGCGGAUCCUUAGCAUAUGGUGGUGGAUAUGGCGCUGGAUAUAGUGGUGGAUAUGGUGCUGGAUAUGGUGCUGGAUAUGGUGCUGGAUAUGGUGGUGGAUAUGAAACAUCAUCAUCAUCAUACGAAUCAUACGGAGGUCUUGGCGGAGUAGAUGUUGCUAGUGCUGCCUUCAAUACUGUUGAUACCAAUCGCGAUGGAUUGAUUGAUCGUUCUGAAUUCCAGCGCUUCUUCCAACAAGGCUUAUAA